CGUGGGAAAAGGGGUGAAGAUCGGUGAAGAUUAUUGUUCUUUUUAAGGAUGCCUUAGCUGCCUCCCGCCGCCUCUCCUUUGAGCCUUCCUUGUAGAGAUCGUGAGCCAGAGUCAGGGAUGUAAAGAGAGGGGAAAACACGCCAGGAGCUCCAGCCUGCCCGGGAGACCCUCCUCCCUGUGGAGGGGAGGGGGAUUUCCAGCGACAGAUCAUUGGCGAAGGGGAUCGUCGCAGGGAGAGGAGCCCCGGAGGGAGCGGGGAAUCCCUCAGCCCUUUGUGGUGCCCGAGCCCGUGCCGCCUGCUGAGCGGGGUCUGUGGGAGCUAGCUGUGUCAGAGGAAAUGCCCGCCCCGGAAGACUAUUGCUUCAGCUGACGCGAUUUAUUUAAAGACCCUGGCUCUGCAGCUUUGUCCACUUCAAGAUGGCAGAAAAGGUUCCCCCAGGCUUAAAUAGGAAGGCUUCCAGGUCGACGCUUUCUCUUCCUCCAGAACCUGUGGACAUUAUCAGGAGCAAAACAUGCUCGCGGAGAGUUAAAAUCAACGUUGGGGGCCUGAACCACGAAGUCUUGUGGAGAACGUUGGACAGGUUGCCCAGAACACGCCUGGGGAAACUCCGAGACUGCAACACACACGAGAGCCUCCUGGAGGUGUGCGACGACUACAAUCUGAACGAGAACGAGUACUUCUUUGAUCGUCACCCGGGAGCCUUCACUUCCAUUUUAAACUUCUACCGGACAGGGAAGCUCCACAUGAUGGAAGAAAUGUGUGCUCUCUCUUUUGGACAAGAGCUUGAUUAUUGGGGGAUUGAUGAGAUCUACUUAGAGUCCUGCUGUCAAGCCAGAUACCAUCAAAAGAAAGAACAAAUGAAUGAAGAACUGAGGCGAGAGGCAGAGACCAUGCGAGAGCGAGAGGGAGAAGAGUUUGAUAAUACCUGCUGCCCUGAAAAAAGGAAGAAACUAUGGGACUUGCUGGAGAAACCUAACUCAUCUGUGGCUGCAAAGAUCUUGGCCAUCGUGUCUAUCCUGUUCAUCGUACUCUCCACCAUUGCUCUGUCUCUCAACACUCUACCAGAGCUGCAGGAGGUGGAUGAAUUCGGAAAUCCCAAUGACAACCCCCAGUUAGCACACGUGGAGGCUGUGUGUAUUGCUUGGUUUACCAUGGAGUACCUUUUACGGUUCCUGUCCUCACCAAAUAAAUGGAAGUUCUUUAAGGGCCCUCUAAAUGUCAUUGACUUGCUGGCCAUCUUACCAUACUAUGUCACCAUUUUCCUCACGGAGUCCAACAAGAGCGUGCUGCAGUUCCAGAAUGUGCGGCGUGUGGUCCAGAUCUUCCGAAUCAUGCGCAUCCUCAGGAUCCUGAAACUCGCCAGACAUUCGACUGGACUUCAGUCUCUGGGUUUCACCCUCAGACGGAGUUACAAUGAAUUGGGCUUGUUGAUACUGUUUUUGGCCAUGGGGAUCAUGAUAUUUUCCAGCCUGGUAUUCUUUGCUGAAAAGGACGAAGAUGCUACCAAGGACGAAGAUGCUACCAAGUUCCCCAGCUUUCCUGCAUCGUUUUGGUGGGCCACCAUCACCAUGACUACGGUUGGCUACGGUGACAUCUACCCUAAAACGUUAUUAGGGAAAAUUGUGGGAGGCCUCUGCUGUAUUGCUGGGGUUCUGGUUAUUGCCCUUCCUAUCCCUAUCAUUGUGAACAACUUUUCUGAGUUCUACAAGGAGCAGAAACGCCAGGAGAAGGCAAUUAAGAGGAGAGAGGCUCUUGAGCGGGCCAAAAGGAACGGGAGCAUUGUUUCAAUGAACUUAAAAGAUGCCUUUGCUCGAAGUAUGGAACUGAUAGAUGUGGCCGUUGAGAAGACAGGAGAGCCAGCCAAUACUGGAAAUACAAAGGACUCAGCGGACGAUAAUCACCUAUCUCCGAGCCGAUGGAAGUGGGCCAGGAAGGCUCUGUCGGAAACCAGCUCCAACAAGUCUUACGAGACUAAGUACCAGGAGGUUAGCCAGAAGGACUCCCACGAGCAGCUGAACAACACUUCUUCCUCCAGCCCCCAGCAUCUGAGCGCCCAGAAACUGGAGAUGCUCUACAAUGAAAUCACCAAGACACAGACUCACUCUCACCCAAACCCGGACUGCCAGGACCAGCCCGAGAGGCCAUCCACCUAUGAAGAAGAGAUCGAAAUGGAAGAAGUGGUCUGCCCGCAGGAGCAGCUGGCCGUGGCGCAGACCGAGGUGAUCAUGGACAUGAAGAGCACCUCCAGCAUUGACAGCUUCACCAGCUGUGCCACCGACUUCACAGAGACGGAGAGAUCACCCCUACCGCCACCUUCCGCAUCUCACUUACAGAUGAAGUUCCCAACUGACCUCACAGGGACAGAAGAGCACCAAAGAGUCAGGGGCCCACCAUUUCUAACACUAGCCAGAGAAAAGGGGCCUGCUGCCAGGGACGCCCCACUGGAAUAUGCCCCAGUCGACAUAACUGUGAACCUGGACACGGCUGGUUCCCAGUGUGGGCCUCUCGGCCCUUCCCAGUCUGACAAUGCCACCGACAGCCCGAAGAGCUCCUUAAAAGGCAGCAACCCACUGAAGUCCAGAUCCCUCAAAGUGAACUUUAAGGAAAAUAGAGGCAGUGCACCACAAACCCCACCCAGCACAGCCAGGCCACUGCCAGUGACCUCAGCUGACUUUUCUGUCACAACCCCACAGCACAUAAGCACCAUCCUCUUAGAAGAAAACCCUCCCCAGGGAGACAGACCCUUGCCGGGUACAGAGGUUUCGCCAUCACAUUGUCAGGGACCUUCCAAAGGGCUGUCCCCUCGGUUUUCCAAGCAGAAACUAUUUCCUUUCUCUUCAAGAGAGAGGAGGAGCUUCACUGAAAUAGACACUGGCGAAGAUGAAGACUUCUUAGAGCUCCAAGGGACAAGGCAGGACAAGCCCGCAGACUCCAGCCCAAAUUGCUUUGCAGAUAAGCCUAGUGAUGGAAGAGACCCUUUAAGAGAAGAGGGCUGUGUGGGCUCUUCCUCUCCCCAGAACACAGGUCACAACUAUAGGCAAGACUUUUACCAUGCUGUGGGUGAAGUAAAAAAGGAUAAUCAAGAAGGCUGCAAGAUGGAAAACCACUUGUUUGCCCCAGAAAUUCAUUCCAACCCAGGAGAUACAGGUUAUUGUCCCACACGUGAAACCAGCAUGUGACUAGUUACAAAAGCAAUAAACACACACACACACACACACACACACACACACACACAAAUAACUUGUUUCUUAAAAACACAAUUAAUAAUGCCUGUGAACUAAACUAUGGGAAGCCCCCCAAAAAGUGCAUAAAAUGUUAUUUUUGCAUGGCAUGAACAGUUAGUUUAAGUACUGUUUAAAUAAAGAAUCAAGACUGCAUUUUGUAACAAACAAACAAAAACGACUGAAGAACAGUGAACAAAUAAAGAAAGCUCUGUUAGGAACCAAUACUCUGCAAUGUCUGACAUUUUUGAUCCUUUCAUUUCAAAUUGUAGUCAGAUUUUCAAGUUUUAACUUUUAUGUUAUAAUGAGUUUUAGCAUUUGCACAUGAAAGGAUGAAAUGUCAUUGCAUGCAUUCAUAAUUACGAAGAGUCCGGUGCUUUGAGCUUGCAAAAUGCAUAAUGUUGUAAAUAAUGGGGCCUCCAUGCAAAAGUGUCAAGAACACGUGGAAACAAGUUUCUAAGACACAGGUAUUUCCUUCACAGCUACUGUCUGGAGGAGCUUACAGA
Molecule: messenger RNA, 3728 nt
Organism: Tupaia belangeri chinensis (Chinese tree shrew)
Lineage: Eukaryota; Metazoa; Chordata; Mammalia; Scandentia; Tupaiidae
Gene: KCNB2
Product: potassium voltage-gated channel subfamily B member 2
Exons: 4
Coding region: 418-3180 (920 amino acids)
Biological process (GO): protein homooligomerization; action potential; potassium ion transmembrane transport
Cellular component (GO): voltage-gated potassium channel complex; membrane; neuronal cell body
Molecular function (GO): delayed rectifier potassium channel activity; protein binding
Source: RefSeq, a predicted model, not a curated record